GUUCAGGUUCCUUAAGUGAUAUAGUACAACGCCAAGGAACUAAGAGACAUGUAGAAGUUGGCACUGUUUGCAAAGAUACCGGGACAACUCCAACUGCAAAACCUGAUACUAUUCAUCAACGACGUAUCCAAAAAAUAGCUCAACCAGCUCGCAAGAAAAGUUCAGAUGAAAGUAAACUAAUACAAGUAAUGAUAGAAUUCGAGAGAAGAUACAAUGAAAGGCUUUUAAUUAUUGGAGAACGAGAAAAGAAGGCUCAAGAACGGGAGGAUUCUGUCGCACAGUCGAUGAAUCGCUUUUUAAUGGCCUUUGCUGUACUGGCUGAAAGCCAAAUCGCCAAAGAAACACCUUUACUGGGUAUGCCAGGUACUUCAAAAGCUGAUCUCAGUCGAUCCAAUGCUUCAAAGUUGCCAUUCUCCACUCCACAUGAUUCUUCUCAUACGAAGUUAUGUACCUCGAAUUUUACGAGCACACUUUCAAAACAAUAUUUUAACUCCGCACAGACUAGUCAAUUUGACGAGCCUUUUAACCUGAGCAGAAAACACACUCCAGAUUGUUCACGUUUUAUUAAGAAAGAGUCUGUUGAAAAUUAUCCUAGUAAAGUCAAGCGAAACACAGUACCUUUUGUCCGUGCAAUACCAUCUGCUGCCAUUAGUACACCCCAGAGUGAUGAUAUCGAAGUACGCUCUGAAAGUCCUAUCGAGGAUCACAUGUGUACAGAAUGGCUACAUCAGGAUGAAGAUUUUGAUACUGAUGGACCAACAAAUGAUUUUUCUGUUAGUAUUGGUUCAGAAGACUUACCAGAUGAUUUUCCAGAACUCUCCAUUGAAGAAGAAUUUCCAGCAAUUAGUUUUUCUCAACCUAAAGAUUAUUUGACUUCUUCUCGCUGCAAGGGUGAAAAGGCUGUCAAAAAAAGUCAGUCAGAUGAAAACUUUCCAUCAACUCAAUAGUUGAAUCAAUAGGAUACUCACCGAACAAGCCUGCAAAUAUCAAUUUUCAUUCCAAAGUAUUGAAAAAACCGUUGGUCAACAAACAGGGUGAGAAUUAUAUUUACAUCAAUCCAUGGGAUGGAUCCUAAGUCAUUUUUCUACAUACACUGGUCAUAUUUUGCCAACCAAUGUGUAUCACUACUUUUAAUGCGCUGCUACUACUUACUUACCUUUUCAAGACUGAUAACUUGUUUCUAGUUUGUAGAUAUUCAUAAGAAUAUCCGUGAUGUUUGCUAAUGUGUACAUUUUAUUAUGAAUUCGUCUGUCGAUGGAGAUGCAGUGUACUCAGCUCUCAAUGAUUGCUCGUAUUCAUUUUCUUUUUCAAUACUGUAUAUAAUACUAUUAUAUUAGUCAUAUCUUUUACGUACUCAUUAUUUAGCUUUUAUUUACCAUUCUAAGUGGAAUAGCUUAGGUAUACUACUGAUACUUUACCACAGAAUGAAAAAGGUUCUUUUGAGAUUAGUGCAACUUAACCUAUGCAGUAUUACAAAGAGUAAGAUUUAUAAAACUACUUUACCGAUGAAGGUUUUUUACAUAAGGAGCAGUAAAAGAUAUAAUUUUUUUAGAAAAUAAAAAAUUUAUUAAUGAGUUGUA
Messenger RNA from Athalia rosae (coleseed sawfly), 1580 nucleotides. RefSeq lists its product as uncharacterized. Lineage: Eukaryota; Metazoa; Arthropoda; Insecta; Hymenoptera; Athaliidae. The transcript has 3 exons. Bases 189 to 947 code for a protein of 252 amino acids. The record is from RefSeq and is a predicted model, not a curated record.